AUGGAUCUCCCGAGCCCGAAUCCUAAUUCUCAAGAUAUUAUGUAUUGGAAAGAUAGAUUAGGUAUGCUUAGAGAUUUCUCGGUUAACACUGCUUGGGAGGAUCUUCGCUUUCUUGCUGAUGUGGUCGAGUGGUACAAUCUUGUGUGGUUUGAUCAAUGCAAACCGAAACAUGCUUUCAUAUUAUGGCUUGUUAUCAAAAGGAAGCUCAAAACACAAGAUCUGUUAAGCCAUUGGGACGGUCAAGGAGGAGGGAAUGUUUCCCUUAACUGUUCACUCUGUGAGACUCAACCCGACUCUCAUGAUCAUCUAUUUUUUAAUUGUAAUUAUUCGUCACAGGAUGCUAUCAUCCAUGGUCUCAUGUCGGGUGCCAAGAAGAAAUUUGGUCGUGCAGUUAUUUGUAAACUGGUUUUGGCUGCCACAAUGUAUCAUAUUUGGCAAGAAAGAAACUUUGAGGCUAUUUCAAAGAAGGAAGAGAUCCAUGGCCCAGCUUGUGGAACCUAUUUUUGGUACGGAUUGUCUUAA
Erigeron canadensis is the source of this 522-nucleotide messenger RNA. RefSeq lists its product as uncharacterized. Lineage: Eukaryota; Viridiplantae; Streptophyta; Magnoliopsida; Asterales; Asteraceae. The coding region runs from base 1 to 522 and encodes 173 amino acids. The transcript has 2 exons. The record is from RefSeq and is a predicted model, not a curated record.